Molecule: messenger RNA, 1249 nt
Organism: Drosophila innubila
Lineage: Eukaryota; Metazoa; Arthropoda; Insecta; Diptera; Drosophilidae
Gene: Fer2LCH
Product: soma ferritin
Exons: 3
Coding region: 175-846 (223 amino acids)
Biological process (GO): intracellular iron ion homeostasis; iron ion transport
Cellular component (GO): cytoplasm
Molecular function (GO): ferric iron binding; ferrous iron binding
Source: RefSeq, a predicted model, not a curated record
CUCACUAACACUGGCGCACAGAGCGAGGCAUUGGCGACGGCAUAGAAACGAGACAAACGCAACGGUAUAAACAGCAGUUCACGAUUUGAGUUCCAACAAGCAGCACAUAAGAAACAUAAAAGCAGAGCUAAAAUUGAAAUUAUUCGGGACAAUUUAAAAAGUAAACACAACAAAAUGAAAUAUUUCAUUACAUUCGCUUUGGUUGCUGGCCUAUGCGCUCUUGCGCAGGCCCAAGAGCAAUUCUGUCAAGUUGACGUUCGCUCUGCUUGCAGUACCAACGGCGGAAUCAGCAAUUGUAAUGCCCGCUAUGGCGCCAUUGGCCAUUUGGAGCACAAGAUGCAGGAUUACAUCCAGCUGCAGCUGAAGAAGUCAUACGAAUACCUUCUCUUGGCCACCCACUUCAACUCGUACCAGAUGAACCGCCCCGGCUUCCAAAAACUCUACCAGGGUCUCUCCGAUCGCGCCUUCGAUGAUACCAUUGCACUCAUCCGCCAGGUGACUCGCCGCGGUGGCGCCGUUGACUUCAGCAAGCCACAUACACAUGGUGCCGCCGAGGUCCCAGAGGUGCACCUCAACGAGCUGGAAUCUCUGGCUCGUGCCCUUGAUGUCGAGAAGGAAUUGACCGCCGGAGCCAUUCACGUGCACACCAGCGCCACCCACAGCUCCACCGAGAACCGUGAGCACGAUCCCGAAAUGGCACACUACAUCCAGGAGAACUUCUUGGCCCAGCAGGCCAAAUCUGUGCGUACUCUGUCUGGCUAUGCCAACGACCUUUCCAAGCUGGUCAGCGUCAAGGAGCCAUCCCUCUCCGUGUAUUUGUUCGACGAGUAUCUGCAGAAGCAAUAAAUAGAUUGUUCUCUCUCUCUCUACAACAAUUCGUAAUAGCCUCUAUUCAAAUUUUCUUCUCGUUUUGUUCCAAUUACGAGUAAUAUUCUAGUAUUACCGAAAUUCCAAAAUCACCCCUCGCGCUGCGUACUAUUUAAUUAAAUUGUCAUCUGAAUUUUAGUAAAUAAAUCGAAGCGCAGCAGCAGCAAACAACAAAAAGCAAAAACAUUUGAUUUCCAAUCGCUUAUUAUUUAACUUUGAUUUAUAUUCAAACACACAUACACAUAAAAACACACGCGCUCACACACACAUAACACAACACACAUUCGCAUACACAUGUUUGUGAUAACGUUUAAGCUGCAAUCACUUGAACAAAUGUAUCUUUAAAUUAUGUUACCGAGUUAAAUAAAUGAAUACAACAAUA